CUUGCGACCUUGCCUAUUUGAACAAGCGAUGAAUCGGAUCCUUCCUCUUGAUUCCCAUGCCUCUCUCUGCUGCUCCCUUGCUCCCCUUCUCUUGGUCUUCGCUUUGGAUGCCUCUGUAAAUUCAUUCGUGUGUGCGUGUCUGUGCCAGUGAAAAGGAAGGGGACUCCGGAGGCCGGCAACUAGCCAGAACGAUGGGGACUAGAAGCAAGGGACUUCUCAGCGUCUGGGCUGAUGGUUCCCUGGAGAAUGCUAGGCCUGAGGACCCCCAGUGGAAGGGCCUGGGUGGCUUCCUCGAGCGGUGUUGCCUGUGUAAGCGACGUCUCCAGCCUUCCCGAGACAUCUACAUGUACAGGGAUUUUCGAGCGUUUUGUUCCAUAGAUUGUAGACAAGCUGUGAUUGAAAAAGAGGAGAAGGCUAGUAAAGAUACACUGGUGGCUAGAUCUGCAGCAAAUGGUACCAGCUCGGCAAAUUGUCACAUAGAAACCGACAAUGUGAAUGUGAAAGAAUCAAACAUGCAGAACACUAGAAAUGCAGGGCAUGCAGCUGCCUAGUAUGUAUGCAUCUAGUUGGCCACAAUUCGUAUUCAUCAGUUCCAGUUUCUAGAUAUUAAUUUGUUAUCGACGGUGGAGAAAUAUAGAUGGCACACAUUCUUCAUAUCGUCAGUCAGCUAUUAUAUUUUUUGCGAAUAGCUGUAUUUAUUUUGAGACGUAGCGUUCUCAAUUCUGUGAGGGAUGUUACUCCCACCAUGUUGUUCCCUUCGUAUUAAACAUGCAUGUUAGAAAACAAGAGAUUCAUACAUAUGCUGAAUAAAGUUACUUUUCAAUUUGUC
Nymphaea colorata (pocket water lily) is the source of this 829-nucleotide messenger RNA. RefSeq names its product FCS-Like Zinc finger 3-like. The record is from RefSeq and is a predicted model, not a curated record. NCBI's taxonomy places the organism in Eukaryota, Viridiplantae, Streptophyta, Magnoliopsida, Nymphaeales, Nymphaeaceae. The transcript is spliced from 2 exons. The coding region runs from base 192 to 551 and encodes 119 amino acids.